This is a messenger RNA of Ctenopharyngodon idella (grass carp), 5841 nucleotides long. RefSeq names its product calcium channel, voltage-dependent, alpha 2/delta subunit 2b (gene cacna2d2b). The record is from RefSeq and is a predicted model, not a curated record. Gene Ontology annotation, cellular component: voltage-gated calcium channel complex. The transcript has 38 exons. Bases 213 to 3482 code for a protein of 1089 amino acids. Lineage: Eukaryota; Metazoa; Chordata; Actinopteri; Cypriniformes; Xenocyprididae. Gene Ontology annotation, molecular function: voltage-gated calcium channel activity.
GUCGCGCGCAGAUCUGUGGGGUGUCACGGGCGCGCGUGCACGGCAGCAUCAUCACGCGCAGCAUCUUUCGCCCACAGACAGCACUUCAUUUCACUUACUUUUUAUUUCUCAGACAAAAAGAGCCUUUACUACUGCGUCAUAUCUGGAUAUUCUGCACUCCUGGAUAACCGUGAGGAUAUUUGCGCCGCUGGAUUGGAGUGUUUUCAUGGAAAAUGGCGAGAUGGGCUCACGCGUGUCUGCUGCUGAUGAUGGUGAUUUUCAGUGGAUCGUGGACCGCAGUGGACGCGCUCACAUUUCCACAGCAUUACACGAUCAUGCACUGGGCUCGUCGCAUUGAACAGGAGAUUGACAGAGUCUUGCAGCACAUCAGCGGCGCUCAGCAACUGAAGGGGAUCUACAGUGAGAAGAGAAGACAGUUCAGUUUGGUCAGAAACAACCCUCGAGACAUUGUAGAAAAAGUAGCAACUGACAUUGAGAGACUGCUGGCCAAGAAACGCAAAGCACUCGAGAAACUGGCGAGUGAAGCAGAGCGUCUUCAGAAAGAUCAUCGCUGGCAGGAUGGAAUCAAGGAGGAAAAUAUUGAAUAUUAUAACUCUAAAGCAGAGAUGGACUAUGAUGGUGAGGACAUCGAUUCUCAGAUGUCGCUGAAACUGGAGUUCGUGUAUGACCCGAUCUUUAAGAAUCAUGUGAAUUUCUCACACACUGCCGUCCAGAUCCCCACAGACAUCUACAAAGGCGCUCCAGUAAUUCUGAAUGAGCUGAACUGGACACAAGCAUUAGAGCGAGUCUUCAUGGAGAACAGCAGAGAUGACCCGUCGUUACUCUGGCAAGCAUUUGGAAGUGCCACGGGGGUCACAAGAUAUUACCCAGCUGCUCCCUGGAGAGCGCCGGAUAAGAUAGACCUUUAUGACGUGCGACGGAGACCCUGGUACAUUCAAGGAGCGUCAUCGCCGAAAGACAUGGUCAUCCUGGUAGAUGUGAGCGGCAGCGUCAGUGGACUCACUCUCAAACUCAUCAAAGCUUCAGUCACAGAGAUGCUCGACACGCUCUCUGACGACGAUUAUGUCAAUGUGGCUAGGUUCAAUGAGAAGGCCGAGGCAGUGGUGCCCUGCUUUAAGCACCUGGUACAGGCAAAUGUACGCAAUAAAAAGAUCUUUAAAGAGGCAGUACAGCAGAUGCAGGCCAAAGGAACCACCGAUUACAAAUCCGGCUUUCACUUCGCCUUCAACCAGCUGCUCAACAAGACAAAUGUUCCUCGAGCCAACUGCAAUAAAAUCAUCAUGUUAUUUACUGACGGAGGGGAGGACCGAGCUCAGGACAUCUUUGAGCAGUAUAACUGGCCCAAUAAGACGGUCCGUGUGUUCACGUUCUCGGUGGGGCAGCACAAUUAUGAUGUCACUCCACUGCAGUGGAUCGCAUGUGCUAAUAAGGGAUACUAUUUUGAGAUCCGCUCCAUCUGUGCUAUAAGGAUUAACACCCAGGAGUAUCUGGACGUACUGGGCCGCCCCAUGGUUCUGGCAGGCAGAAGUGCCAAACAGGUGCAAUGGACCAACGUCUAUCAGGAUGCUCUGGGUCUGGGGCUGGUGGUGACGGGGACGAUGCCAGUCUUCAACCUCACCGUAGACGGAAACUCUCAGAAUCAGCUGAUUUUAGGGGUGAUGGGGGUCGACGUUCAUCUGGAUGAGCUGAAGAGACUCACACCACAGUACAAGCUGGGAGCAAAUGGAUACAUCUUCGCCAUUGACCCAAAUGGAUACGUGCUCAUGCAUCCGAACCUGCAGCCUCGAGAGGAGGAUUUGCCAGAGCCGGUGACACUGGACUUCCUGGACGCAGAAGUAGAAGACAGCAGCAAACAGGAGAUUCGUCGGCAAAUGAUUGAUGGCCGAUCAGGAGAGAUGACGAUCAAAACACUAAUUAAAUCAAUGGAUGAGCGCUACGUUGAUGAGGUCAUACGCAUGUACUCCUGGACACCAAUUAACGACACUGAUUACAGUCUGGGUCUGGUGCUUCCUCCGUACAGUGAAUAUUACAUCCAGGCUGAUCUCAGUGAUGUCAUGCUACAGCUGCAGUAUUUACAGUCUCUGCUGCCGAACUCUUUUGAGUCUGCCGGUCACGUGUUUCUGGCCCCCAGAGAAUACUGCAAGCGUCUGCAGAUGGCUGAGAAUAACACACAGUUCCUGGCGGACUUCCUGUCUCUGAUGGUGGAGAUCUCACCUGAAUCUGAAGACUGUGAUCAGGGUCUCAUUCAUAACCUGAUCUUGGAUUCUGGGAUCCUCUGGCAGCUUGCCACACGCGUUUGGCAGAACAAGGACCUCAACACGUACGGCUUCCUGGCGCUGUUCGCAUCCACCAAUGGAGGCGUCACACGCGUUUACCCCAACAUGGCUGCUGAAUCAUGGGACGAGGACCCCGAGCCUCUGAACUCAAACUUCUUCCGUCGCAGUCUGGACAACAAAGGCUACAUCUUUAGAGCACCAACACGAACCUCAAUGGAUGAUCUGUUAAUCUCAGAGAACGGCACUGUGGGGAUUCUGGUCACCACCGCUGUGGAGGUCGUGAUUGGAGGCAAAACCAUGAAGCCUGCUGUGGUUGGCGUUAAGCUGGAUUUAGAGGCCUGGGUUGACAAGUUCAAGAUCCUCGCCAGCAACGUAUCAGACAGCAGACAGGCAGCACAUAAGUGCGGCCCAUCCAGAUCCUGUGAGAUGGACUGUGAAGUGAACAGUGAUGAUUUGCUGUGUUACCUGAUUGAUGAUGGUGGUUUCCUAGUGAUGUCCAAUCAGAGAGAUCACUGGAAAAAGGUGGGACUGUUUUUUGGCGAGGUCGACCCCUACCUGAUGUUCGCCCUCUAUAACAACUCAAUCUACGCACGCCAUCAGACUUUCCAGUAUCAGUCGGCCUGCGAGCCGACGGCCAGCAGCCACACGGGAGCCGCGCACAGAGGAUUCUACGUGCCCUCCAUUGCUGAUUUUCUCAGUCUGGCCUGGUGGACGUCAGCAGCGGCGUGGUCUGUUCUCCAGCAGUUCCUGUAUGGACUUAUCUACAGCAGCUGGUUCACCACAGUAGACGCCUGGGCUGAGAGUUCAGACACUAAAGGGAGCAGCAGCUGCGUGACGGUUCACAGUCAGUUCUACUUCACCAACACCACCAACUCCUUCAACGUGCUGCAGGACUGUGGGAACUGCUCCAGGUUGUUCCACGCCAAGCGUAUAGAAAACACAAACCUGCUGUUUGUGGUGGCUGAGACGCUGCCUUGCAGCUCUUGCGAGAUCGAGAAACUCCUACCUGUCAGAACAAAGUCUCAAGAAGAGAACCCAUGUGAUGUGUUAAAUUCUGCCCGCUAUCGGAAAGGACCUGACAAAUGCUUCGACUACAACUUGGAGGAGAACACGUCUGAGUGUGGGAGCGCUCAUUCUUUACACUGUCCAAUGGGAGCUCUGCUCUGGAUUCAGUUAUUGUCACUUUACCUCAUUCUACGAUCAUAAUCUGAGUCCCACUGCCUUUGGUGUUCCUGUCCCUCAUCCGUACGACGCUCCGGUCCUCUCCUGACAUCCUUCUGAUUUUCCAGCUCUCUGUCUCAUCGUGAGGUGCAUUCCAGCUGUGUGCCGUUACAGCAGAGCAUGAUGGGAAAAUGUGUCUUAGUAACCCCUGACAUUCUGCAGAUCCAAAAGAAAAAAACGAAACUGUCUUAAAUCGUUCACCUUUAUAUUAGGAAAACAUACAAAAAAAAAAAAAAACCUUUCUGCUGCCGUGAAGUAUUUUUGCUUGCCAAAUCCAAAAACAGGAAAGGACCUGAAACACGACACAAGUUUUGACGGUUAUUAUCACAAUCUCGCAUUGAGUGUUUAUUUAAGUCUUGCUUUGUUCUGGAUUUAGUGCCAAACCCUGAUAUAUGUGGAUGCUCAAACGCGGGGGACACGCCGCUUUCGUUGAAAUAUUUUGUUCGAGGCUUCCUUGCCAAAAGAGAAUGCCGUAUUAUCGCAAACUGCUUUGUUUAGGAAAAGAAGAAAAAAAUUUCAGUUACGUUUUGUGUUUAUUUACAGCUUUGUCGAAUGUUUUAAGGGCAUAUAUUGUGUACAAAAACUGCUGCCUGGUUUGUUACCCAACAGUGCCUUGGCGCACUUGUCCAAAUGGACCAACAAUAGCACUGGACGUGGAUUCGACUGACCCUGAAUGAAUGCUGGAGAAAGACACGGUAUUGAAUGUUAACUUGAUUUGGUUUACAGUAUAAGGGUGAAUGUCACGAAACAUGGCAAACGUUUCUAUUUCACCCCAAAAUCAAAAGAAAAAAGAUUUCAUAAAGAAAAUGAAGCAUAUUUUGAGGACCAUUAAGAUUUAAAAAAAAAAUAAUAAUAAAGCACAUUUUCCUUACAAUUCUCAUUACUGUAAUGAAAAAAACUUUAUCAUUACCGUAAUGUGGAAAAAAAAUUAAGAUUUUAGGAAUUGUUAUACUGCCUUAAUUUGUGAUUAUUUAAAUAAUUUUUUAAUCUAAUUCAGUAAAAAAAAUAUAUAUGAAAAAAAUGUUCCUACAAGUACUCUUCAUUUUCUUUUUAUAAUUUUUUGGGGUGUUUUUCUAUUAAUUUUGGGGUGAUUUCUCGUGAGACUCACCUGCGCACAGUCCUUUGGCGUUCAGUAUGGGUUUUACUAUACAUGUUCUACUGAUUCUGUCUUUAGAAAGGCAUUCAAAUGGUUUUAAAUUUUUUUAUGUAAAUAUGGUUAUUCCACACUGAGUUGAUCUAGUUCAGUGUCUUUGGUGAUGCUUUACAAUAAGGUUCAUUAGUUCAUGUUAGUUAAUACAUUAACUAAUGUUAACAAAUGUAAACUUGUCGUAAAGUGUUACCAUGUGUUUUAAUGAAAUGGAAUGCAAGCUGAUGUCUCGCUGUCCUGCUGCAUGCUGGGAAAAAAUGAUAACUGCUAUUAAACUUCAUAGUAAUUUGAGGACAUUUACUGGAAGGACACUCGACCCUUAUAGCCAUUCGAUGGACCAAUUUUGUCUUCUCAUUGAGUCCAUAGAUGCUAUCGAAGGGUCGAUAUGUAUUUAUUUUUAUUUAUUUUAAAAGAUGGUAUGUAUAUUGCUUGCGAAAUGUAUCAAGUGUGAAUUUUGAGACGCUUUUAUGCUUUUGAAAUGUUUUGGUUUUUAUCGCAGAUGUUUUGUUGCUUUUCAGUGAUUAUCUCUAACAAAGGUCCAUUUAGACAAAAAAAAAAAAUAGUUUGUGGUAUUUCAUCUUUCAAUGUGGCCACACUUCCAAAACAACUGUACUUCCAAAUGAAUCAGACUGGACUGAGAUUCUUCUGAAUUGGACUGAAAGGGUUUCGCUCAACGUGUUUUGUAUCGUAAUGGCUUGAGCAAUACUUUGAAUUAUAUCGACUACGCUGAAAUGCAAGUGAGCGCUACUGAAUUAGUGUAAGGAGAGCAUGAAAUCAGUAUUGAGCCGCUUUCUUUGGAUGACUUUGAUUCAGGCUUGUCUUUGAAUAUCGGCUUAAUGUUUGUAUGUGAGCUAUGAGUGUUCUAACAGAAUUAUUUAAUGCCAAUAAGAGUAUUUAUACUAUUGUCUUUAUGUAAAAUUCUCUCUGUGUUACAAUGAAUUUAAAUGAUGUGAAUAGGAAUGUUUUAAUUCUUUUGUUUUUUUGUUUGUUUUUUUUAUUUUGUUGUUCUGCAGAUGUUUGUUAACUAUGUGAAAGGGUUUUUCCUCCCUUUCUGCGGUCUUCCAUAUCACUUCAUUUUGUACAGAUGGCACAAAUCUAUCAAGAAAGGCUAACUUUGUAUCAUAUUGUGUUAUUCACUUCUGGGAGAUGUUUAUAAGAGAAUUGGUGAGAUAAAGACAUUCAUAUUUUUCACGUCAA